This is a messenger RNA of Didymodactylos carnosus, 660 nucleotides long. Lineage: Eukaryota; Metazoa; Rotifera; Eurotatoria; Philodinida; Philodinidae. The record is from the annotation of a GenBank genome assembly.
AUGUAUAUGGAGUUACCCUACGUUGGAAAUUCCACAAAAGUAUUCUAUAAGAAAAUAAACUAUUUCGCCGAUAAAAUUCGUCCCGAUAUUGAAGUACGGUUUAUAUUAAGUCCUCCAGCUCCGUCUCAAACUUUUUUUCAAACAGAAGAUUCUAUACCAAAACAUUUACAAUCAGAAAUUGUUUACUCUGCUAAAUGUGAGAACUGUAACCAUAAUUAUGUUGGAAAAACUGAACGUCAGAGUGUCAGAAGAUUAUGCGAACAUGGAGCUUCGAAAGAAGAGUUUGAUAAGUUUGACGUAUAUCCACUAGAUACUGGGAUAGAAGAAGACAAUUCAGAAUCACGAGAUAGAAUCCAUCACAGUCUUUCUAAACGACGCACAAAAAGCCUUCAGACUCAACCGUCGACACCUGGAGUUACACGAUCUUCUAGACUUCUAGCUAAAACACACACUGUUGAUAAUCCAGUGAGUAAGGCUGAAUGCACGGACGAAGGUGAAAAAGAUACCAUAAAAAAAUCGGCUUUAGCCAAGCAUGAAUCUGAAACUGGACAUAAGAUUGAUUGGAUGAAUUUCAAAAUACUAUGGAGUGAUAAAAAUCCAUAUAGAUUGCUCAUAAAAGAAUCAUUAGUAAUUAAAGCUUAUGAACUGCAUAUUCUGUGA